Molecule: messenger RNA, 705 nt
Organism: Necator americanus (New World hookworm)
Lineage: Eukaryota; Metazoa; Nematoda; Chromadorea; Rhabditida; Ancylostomatidae
Exons: 8
Coding region: 1-705 (234 amino acids)
Biological process (GO): regulation of transcription by RNA polymerase II
Cellular component (GO): transcription regulator complex; nucleus
Source: RefSeq, a predicted model, not a curated record
AUGGAGAAGCCUCCCUCGAUUGGCGAGGGGCACAACUUGCAGACUUUGCAUGCGGCUGAGCAUCAAUGGGUCGGUUCACAUCAACAACAAUCCGUUUCAACUCCUGUCCAGGUUAGUACGAAGCAUCACGGAUCAAUGAUCACAGAUGAAGUACGUUUUAGUAUCAUCGAUGCAGUUUAUCUGAGGCCAGGGAUUUGGGAUUGUCAAAGGGAGAAGACCGUAGGCCCAUCAAGGAAGGAACUUUUUGUUGAAGUGACCAAUCUUAUCAAUCAACAAAAUCAACUCGAUCCUGAGCUCACACCAGAAGAGGUUGAAAAGCAAUGGAAAAAUCUCAAGGACACCUAUGUAAAAACGAGAAAAAAGCUUUCUUACAACAGCGACAGUAUGCCUGUGACACCAAAAUGGAAGUUCUACAGUUCUUUAAUGUUCCUCGAUGAUCUUUUCAACGUCCACAGGAACAUACAAAAACGAAGGAUCGACGAAGUCUCUGGAUCUUCGCAGACUCUUGUUUCGGGAAAACGCAUUCCUCCUCCACCUGAAGAUCAAGAAGAAGAAGACGAGUAUAUGGCUUUCUGUCGCUCUCUUCUGCAUCCGUUGCGAGAGAUUGCGUACAAGGACCGAAUCCAGUAUCUCAAAGUCCAAAAGGCGAUCCGUGAUCUUCUUCACGAUGCCCAAAUGGAUAUGCUUCUCACUCAUAUGCGAUAG